Schistosoma turkestanicum is the source of this 2556-nucleotide messenger RNA. Lineage: Eukaryota; Metazoa; Platyhelminthes; Trematoda; Strigeidida; Schistosomatidae. The record is from the annotation of a GenBank genome assembly.
GAUAGUAUCUUUUGUUAUGGAUUAGAAUUUUGUUUUGUUUUCUAUACUAUUAACAAAUUGGAUGAGAUAUAUUCAUAACAUUUCCAUUUAUAAGUUUAAUUACUUCAUGAAGCUUAUAAAAUAUCAAAUGAGAAAAACCAACACAAUCUUAUCUCGUCAUUUACGAGUGUAUAGUUUAUUCUCAUAUAUUGUAUGGUUGUUACUUAUCGGUGCAUUCUUACGCACAACUUGGCAUCUAUCCUAUUUAAUCUGGAACCAGUCAGGUUAUGGUAAUGAUGCAAAUCUAGCGUAUUAUAAAAAACAUUGGAAACCAACUAUUCACACAGUACCACGGUUAACUGAUGCAAUGCUUAAUUUAUGGCCGAUGUAUAUUGCUAAAGAUGUUUUGCCAUCACAUGAUGUUGCUUUGAUCAGUUUCAGUAGUCAACCACCAUUCCCGUUAAGCACCAGUCAGUCAAAUUCUGUCACAGGAUUUGAUGAACGAGAACAAUACCGAGUAUUCUUGACUAAUGUACUUCAUGGUCUAAUCACCCGAUUGAUAUGGAUUUAUCCAUCCUCGAAACAAUCAUCCGUUAAUCAAUUUUAUAAGAAAUCACAAUUUUAUGUUGGUCUAGCUCAAAUCAACUUAGUGCUACAUGUUAACAGUAAUAAUAAUACUAAUAAUGAGUCAAAUGCUAAUUUUCCAUCAACAAUUAUAACUUUCUGUUUAUGUAAUGCAAUUGAAAACUUUUGCCAUUUGCCGUUGUUACCCUCAUCAACAACUCUUCAUGUGCCACGACAUUCUUGUUCAAUGGAUAAAAGUUUGAUUUAUGAAGAACUUGUCGAUUUAAUGGCCGAGUCACUUUUAACUCAAGGUAAAACUGAACGUAUGACAAAGGAUUCCGUUUAUUUGUUUUCACGUGAAUCGUAUUUUCAAUCACAUAAAUUAACUCCAUCUAAAUCGUCAACAACAUCACCACGAUCUUAUACUUCAUCAUCUCAUCGUAAAUUAACUGCAUGGAUUAACAAUCUAUUCAUAUUACACAUUGAUAUGAAUUAUUUCAUCGAAUCUAUUACAACAGUAAAGAAUACGUCUUCUGAUUUAUCUGCUUGGUUUAUUGAUUAUCUUCAAACAAAUUCAUCCAAUGACAAUAAUGUUAACUUGAGCACAUAUAAACCUCUAUUGAAGAAUUCUUCUUUAACUUCACAUGAAAGCGAUAAUUAUGAUGUUGACGAUAAAGUUAAUAGCAGUAAUGACAAUCCAAUCCGAAUCAAUCCAGCUUCAUUAAUACAUCAGUAUACUACACAAUUAAAAAAUGUAUAUAAUAAAUUAUCAUUAAUGGAGAAAAAUUAUUCAAUUGACAACGUCAAUCAAUUAAUUGAUUCAAUGCUUCGUUUUAUGACGACUGCACAACAUCCGAAUAUGUUAUCCUACUGGUCGAAUGAUACAUUGAUAUCUAGUUUAUCGUGUUGUUAUUUAAAACCAUCGGUUGAAUCGAUUUCAUUGAAUUCAAAUGGAAAAAUACAAAUUUUUAAUCAAUGGAAAGACAAAUAUCGGACAGCAUUUUAUUUUCUUGAUAAUUACUGUUCAUAUUCGGAUGCAAUGAUCAACGUUUUAUCAAAUAAAUUGAAUAUUACGACAAAUGCCAAAGAGGAAUUAUCCAGCUUAUGGAAUUGGUUGUGUGCAUUGAAUGCAAUUAAAUUAAAAUUCAUCAGUCAAUUUGUUGCUUGUACCUAUAAAAAUGACAGCAGUCUUCCAGCAUCGAUCGGUCUGUGUACUCGUGAAAAAUCAACAUCAAUUUCAUUUGAUAAAACACCCAUAAGUCAAAGAAAUUCUCUUACCUUACAUAGAUUGCAAAAUAUCAUUAUGAAUUUACGUCGUCCAUUAUUGGUGAAUUUAGUAAUGCAUCCAUCAUGGAAACCAAUUGUGCAUGAAAUACAUCUUUCCACUGAAUUGUGCAAAUUACUUGAUAAAUAUGUCCUAACUAAACAUGGAUAAUCUUUUUUUCAAGUGUGGGUGGAGUAGUGAAAAGUCAACUUAGUGCAUUAGUUUAUGCCUAGUCAAGUCGAUUUUUUUUUGUCCUCAAGAUUUUCAUUUUCUAAUGAUAAUCAGGUUGUUGAUGUUUAAUGAUUUCGUUUAUGACAAAUAGAAUUGUGUUAAAAUUGUAUCAUCACAAGCUCUUUUAAACAGUUUAUAUUUUAUCGAUCCACUUGAAAUUAUAUAACUAUUGCUUAUGAUUUAUUUAAAUAUCACCUCACACUAUUCCUUUUAUAGGCAGGUAUGCAUCUUUUAGCUUCUCAUUACUGCUUUUCAUAUUGUACUCCCAUUUAUUUUAUGUGUAUAUAUAUAUUUUAAACAAUGUACUCAGACUUUUGUAACGCAUCGUUUAUUUUACAGCUUUUAUUUUUAAAUGUAUUUUGUAUGUAUAUUAUGUGAUCAAAAGAUUCAUUUGCUUUCGUAGUUAUGGGGGGUUUUUACUUCACAUAUAUAUACGGCUUUUAACGAAUGAGCUCUACAUUGGUGAAUUAAUACGAGGGAUGAACUUGAUAGUUUCAAAUAAAUUGAAUAUUGGGUGG